This is a messenger RNA of Pollicipes pollicipes, 2368 nucleotides long. Its product is annotated as glycogen synthase kinase-3 beta. Gene Ontology annotation, biological process: peptidyl-threonine phosphorylation; cell differentiation; positive regulation of proteasomal ubiquitin-dependent protein catabolic process. The coding region runs from base 473 to 1723 and encodes 416 amino acids. NCBI's taxonomy places the organism in Eukaryota, Metazoa, Arthropoda, Thecostraca, Pollicipedomorpha, Pollicipedidae. The record is from RefSeq and is a predicted model, not a curated record. The transcript has 9 exons. Gene Ontology annotation, molecular function: ATP binding; protein serine/threonine kinase activity. Gene Ontology annotation, cellular component: cytosol; cytoplasm; nucleus.
UUGCGUUGGUAACUCGCGGGAUGUCGGGAUUCCGUUGAUUAAUGGUGUUUGUGCUGGUGGAUAUGUGUGGGUUCGAUGAUAAUAAUCCUCAAUAUUGAUUUGUGGAGCCAAUACCGGCACAUGAUAUUGAGAGGGAUAGUUCUCCAUAGCGGAAAGUUUCGAUGUACCACGGUGCAAAACUGACACGAUUCGAUUUCCUAUAAUGGAAAGAGCUUGGAAGGAGAGUCAAGCAGUGCAUACUGAAGCACAGUGACAAGUGAGCCUGCCAGGUGUAAGCAAAUGCCAGAGAUUUUUGUCUCUGGAGAAGGAAGGGAAAACAGAACUGUGCAGUGUAGAAAUGCAGGUGAAGCAUUGUGUGACGUGGUAGACACAUGUGAUCUGCAAGCUUUGUCGUCCCUCCUGAAGCUCAACCCAAUCACCUCCAACAAUCCCAGGGACAGGCUAGUAACAUCUGGACCACUAUGCUGCCAGCAUGACUGGUCGUCCUCGCACAACUUCAAUGUUAGAAGAGGGCCGGCAACAGCCCCAAACUCAAAAUGCAAAUUGGGCGAGCAUUAAAAUCACAAGUAAAGAUGGCAGCCGGGUUACGACAGUGGUGGCCACCCCGGGCCAGGGGUCGGACCGCACGCAGGAGGUCUCGUACUCCGACACCAAGGUGAUAGGCAAUGGCAGCUUCGGGGUGGUUUACCAGGCAAAACUGUGUGAUACGGGCGAGCUGGUGGCGAUCAAAAAAGUGUUGCAAGACAAGCGAUUUAAGAACCGGGAGCUGCAGAUAAUGAGGAAGCUGGAACAUUGCAACAUCGUGAAACUAAAAUACUUCUUCUACUCGAGUGGGGACCAGGCCGACGAGGUGUACCUCAACCUGGUGCUCGAGUACCUGCCCGAGACGGUGUACAAGGUAUCGCGCCACUACAACCGCUCCCGCCAGACCAUCCCCAUCAGCUUCAUCAAGCUGUACAUGUACCAGCUGUUCCGGUCGCUGGCGUACAUCCACUCGCUGGGCAUCUGCCACCGGGACAUCAAGCCGCAGAACCUGCUGCUGGACCCGGAGUCGGGCGUGCUGAAGCUGAUCGACUUCGGCAGCGCCAAGGUGCUGGUGGCCGGCGAGCCGAACGUGUCGUACAUCUGCUCGCGCUACUACCGCGCGCCCGAGCUAAUCUUCGGCGCCACCAACUACACGACCAACAUCGACGUCUGGAGUGCCGGCUGCGUGCUGGCCGAGCUGCUGCUGGGCCAGCCCAUCUUCCCGGGGGACAGCGGUGUCGACCAGCUGGUCGAGAUCAUCAAGGUGCUGGGCACGCCCACGCGCGAGCAGCUGGGCGAGAUGAACCCCAACUACACCGAGUUCAAGUUCCCGCAGAUCUGCGCCCACCCCUGGCAGAAGGUGUUCCGGGCGCGCACGCCGCCCGAGGCCAUCGAGCUGGUGUCACGGCUGCUGCAGUACACGCCCACCAGCCGCGCCUCGCCGCUGCAGGCGUGCGCGCACCCCUUCUUCGGCGAGCUGCGCGAGCCGCAGGCGCGCCUGCCCAGCGGCCGCCAGCUGCCGCCGCUCUUCAACUUCACCGAGCAGGAGCUGAAGGUGUGCCCGUCGCUGACUAGCACGCUGCUGCCGGCGCAUGCGCGGAGUGGCUCGGAGGCAGAGGGCGCCGCCGCCGCCACCACGGACGCGGCCGGUGCCGGCGGCGGCGCCGACCCGGCCUCGCCCAGCGCCGCCAACGCCUGAGGAGCUGGAGAGGCCUGAGGAGCCGGCGUUGCCCUGUGACCGCCGCCGGCCGACCCGGCCUCGCCCAGCGCCGCCAACGCCUGAGGAGCUGGAGAGGCCUGAGGAGCCGGCGUUGCCCUGUGGCCGCCGCCGGCCGACCCGGCCUCGCCCAGCGCCGCCAACGCCUGAGGAGCUGGAGAGGCCUGAGGAGCCGGCGUUGCCCUGUGACCGCCGCCGGCGGCUGUCGCCCGGCCGUGACGGGUUAGAGGGCCUUCUCUCAGCGGGGGUCGGGCGGGCUGUGCCAGCAGCACCUGCGGCCGCCGCACGGGCUACAGGGACGAGGUGCGAGGUGCAGGGACGGGUGGGGGGACGGCGCGUUGCGCGCUGGCGCAUACCCGGCGCCCGGCGGGGGCGCGUACUGUGGCAAUAUUCACGCGUGACGUGCUUGAUCAGUUGUUGCCGGUGUUUUGUGUGCCGCGGCGUGGCCCAUUUUACGCGUGCACUGCACGUGCCGAAUGCACGCCUCGCGCGUACGUGCAUAAUGAAUGAGGAUGUGUUAAGACUUGUAGAGGAUGCGGAGGACCAGGAGGACGCGUACCGCGGCCGGCCGGCCGGUCCAGGCCGGCGCUCGUCGCGCCUGCUCAGAGUCGUGCCAUCGGGGACGAG